AUGUGCGAUUCAAGUGUGAUCUAUUUGGUCCAUGCCUUCCCUGUGAGGAAUCAGCAACUUUUGAGGCUGGAGACUUACUCCGAGCCGGGCCCAAACAAGAUUUGUCUCGUCAUAACUGUGAUGUGGCUCGUGAGAUUCGAACUGGUCUACUUUUCAGCAGUACAAGAGUUUCCUCCAGAAGGUGCGACUGACUACUUGGCACAUCUGCUGCGAAGGAGUUUCCAAGUAAUCAAUCAAUUCACAACCAGUUCUGUUUACGACGAAAGAAGCAAAUGCUGUCUCAUCUGCGUUAAAAGAGAUUUUGGUUCUGAGCAACACUCUGGCAUGUUGCACCGCAGUUGGAUUGGUUUCAAAAUGCAAUUUCCUUCAAAAGAAGUUGAUCCGGAAAUCAGACUACCAGCAUCACUAUUAUAUUUAGCAAUGUCAGGACUUGUGGAUAUUUGGACAAGUGAGCUUGCCAAGCUACGUGAAAAGGGUCAGAAUAUUUGGUCAAGUGGCUCGAGCCCUACUGAUACUGCUGAGUCAAGCAAAGUGGUUCCAGGAGAAGAAGGAAGCUUGCGCCUGGCCAAAACAUUACCUGCUUUAAUCCGAGGCAUGCGAGUCAAUUCACCUGUGUUGGCAUAUUCUGAGGCUUCACUUUCAAUGCUUAUCGACUGCUUUAGUGCUUGA
This is a messenger RNA of Dovyalis caffra, 669 nucleotides long. NCBI's taxonomy places the organism in Eukaryota, Viridiplantae, Streptophyta, Magnoliopsida, Malpighiales, Salicaceae. The record is from the annotation of a GenBank genome assembly.